CGCAUGAGCCGUACAAUGUACUGCUACACUACUGGCACUGAUCUCGCCGUGGAUCUCGCCUUGUAGAGGAUCAUACCGUAGCCAAGCGUGGGUCUAUUCAAGCAAGCUCACUUGCAGAUCGUCUUAGACAAUGCGGUCAAAGACGCUUACGCCGGUACCUGGUCCAAGCAACGGCAGCGUCUUGCCUGACGGCGCGACUGUGAUCAAACGCCUGCACAUCUCGGGUCUGACACCUUCGUUGUCGCAGCACGAUAUCAUCUCCCGGUUUUCCUCCUUUGGCCUGCAAGUUCUCAAUAUAGAUACCUGGUCGCACGAGUCAUCGUCAUCGUUGCAACCAUCUUCUGCGCCGUCUGGAGCGUCAACGAAUCUGGACGGGAAACCGUAUGCUUUCCUCGACGUCUCUAUCCCUUCAGAAGACGCUCAAGCAACAGUGAAGCUCGAAAGGAUCAAGCGUCUGCUGAGCGGAACCAUUUGGAAAGGUGCCAAACUGAGGAUCGGGGACGCGCGGCCGGACUUCAGGCAAAGGCUCGAAGCGGAAAGGAUGGCCCAAUCCGCGGAUGGAAGUGCUGACCGGUCGAAGAAACGCAAGAGGAGCAAGGUGCCAGGCACAGUUGGGCUAGAAGCGAAGAAUAAGGAUGUACCUGUCACAUCCGCGGACGUAGAAAAUGGGCUUUGGGGAUGGAAGAAGACACCAGCAGGCCACCUGAUUCGACCCAUGCACAUGCGUCCCGCACACGGCCUGCCGCCUCCACAGCCGCUAAGGUCAUUGGCCAUCGCUGGCUCAUCGAAACCUAAUUCCAAGCCCAAGACUUCCAAGGGCAAAGACAAGGUGGCCAAUGCUACCAGCGUCGCUGGCCGACCGGCUUCUUCGGGUGCCGGGAAGAAACGCAGCACGAAAAGAGUAAAGAUCGUCACAAUCGAUCCUACGCGAUACCCACGCUCGCAUCUAACAGGGAUGCUCCUUGAGCAGGAUGCAGAGACGGUUGGCUCGGCUGGGGUCCCAGAAGGAGGCUACUGGGUCUGCGAAGCAACCGAUGCCAGUGGCGGAGACGAAGGUGAAGGCGACAACGCCGAGAUGGAGGGUAUGGACGGUAAGGUAGAGGAAAGGCAAAGCCAAGCGCGCGUGAAGUGGAUACUUAAGGAUCGAGAUGGGAGCAUCGUGCGAAUUGAGAUCGUCGAUGCGAAGUCGGGCAAUCGGAUGCAUCGAACCCCUCGCCUCAACGGAAAGGCGCUCGUUGGCCGGGUGUUGGAUGGAGACCAGGAGGCCACGUCAUCUUGCGCAUCAUCAGCCGAAAGCACCUCCGAAGACGAAGCUGCAGGCGAAAGUACGGUCAUCUCGUCCGAUUUGGACGACAGCCAAGGACAAAACGGGAGCGUCGCGAAGCGCCCCACUGCCGCGGGUAUUGCUAGCAGCAUAGGCGAUGCCCAAAAAAAUGACACGUGGCGAUUCAAAGCCUAUGACCCAGACGCGGAGGCCGACUUUUCAGAUGGCUAUGACGAAGCUGCGGCCGGGGCGGUACCAGCAAACGCAGCAUCAGCAGCGUCGGACUUUGACGCUGAAAGGUGCGGAACACUUGGACUCCUAGCUAAGAUGUUCGGACAAGGUCUCAAUCCAGAGGAAGCGACGGACGUGGGCCGCGCGACAGGGCCUUUCACGGAGGACUCGGAGGACGAUGACGAGGAAGCUCCCCAAGAGAAGCGCGAUGGAUUUUCAUCAUAUCAAGCAACGCAAAGCACAAGGCCACAGGUAGCGGGAGCAGAAGCCGCCAUCGCUGCAUUAUCUGCUAACCAAACCCAAGCAGAUACUGCGAUCGCUAAUAGCAGGAGCAGGCGUGCGGCGUUACUGGCUGCUGCAGCGCAGACUCAGACUCUGGAAGGCUCUAGCUCCUCUUAUGAGCCUCCCUCUCGAUUUGUCCCACCUGCAGAGCAAUACGCCAACACGGUGACUGCUCCGGCUUCGGCUUUGCAGUCGCCUUCCGAUCAUAGCUCCGAUAGCGAAGACUCAGACCUCAGCACCGAGGAGGCUAAACAUGCAGUCAUUGCUCAAAAGAUUGACGGAGAUAGCGUUGAUGACAAAGAAAAACGGGGAACCUGCUACCAGCUCAACAGUCUUAAGGACAUGUUUAAGCCAAAGGAAGCUGUUCCAGUCGGCGGUCAAUUUUCCAUCAUGGCUGGACUUGACCUAGAGCUGGACGACGAGCUGGACUUUGAGCUCGAUGCUGAAGCUGAGCAAGGUGUUGAGGGCUCGCCUAUAGAGCUGUCGACUAUGGACGCUGCGCAGACUCGGCCUGCAGACUCAGAAGCAGGCUAUGUUCAAGGAACGACGCUGCAGCCCCACCCUUUCCCUGUGUUCGACCCAAGCAACUCGCGAGACAUGAUUCAACUUCUGCAGAAAACAGGAUCGUUCAUUCCAUUCUGUCGUACAGACACUGAAGAGGAGAUCGAGGCCCGUUGGGAGGAACACAAGGGUCGCCUGACGCAGGAGUACAAGCGCAGGCAUCGAGAGGCUGUCAAGAAGAAAAAACGUCGCGUCACGGGAAGCCGAGCUGCGGGCAGUGCCGGACAGGGAGCUAUGAGGUCGGCUACGAGAGAUGGAGAUGGCGAUGUCUAAGAUGUAAAGAACCACUUGGCCGCAUAGAACAUGCAUAUGUAUCAAAU
Tilletiaria anomala UBC 951 is the source of this 2658-nucleotide messenger RNA. RefSeq lists its product as uncharacterized. Bases 131 to 2611 code for a protein of 826 amino acids. NCBI's taxonomy places the organism in Eukaryota, Fungi, Basidiomycota, Exobasidiomycetes, Georgefischeriales, Tilletiariaceae. The transcript has 2 exons. The record is from RefSeq and is a predicted model, not a curated record.